GUAGAUUAGCAUCACAGGCCUGGUCUUUUCAAUUUCAAUCGAUGCAACUUCUCGCCCACCACUAAUUACCCUCAACCCACGUCCAGCAUUCCUGCAUACAACAUAUAAUUGAGGCCGGAUAGUACUCAGGUGCAAAUAAUUGUUCACAUUCCCACAAUCCAGCCAACCUCAGAUGGUCAAUACAAGUGCCGAUUCACCAUUGUUCGCUCUUCCGCUCGAACUCCGAGAGCAAAUCUACAAGGAUGUUCUUUUUGAACCAACCUCUGGAACGGGACUUCUGCUCGCAUGCAAAGAGAUACAUUCAGUGGCUCACAAGUUCAUUUAUCAACGAUCACUGAUCUUCCGCGGUCAAAAUGCGUUGCAUGAGUGGAUCCGACAUACACCACCAGAAUAUCUCCAUUACGUUACCACCAUUGUAAUCGAAUUACAUGAGGUUGAUCUAAAACCGAUCCUGGAUCGUCCGGUUUCUCACACCCGAAAUGAUUCCCCUCCCCAUCUCGCCACAUGGGAGCUACAUGAAAAAGAGAUCGACAAACUGUGCGAAAGUAUGCGAAAGUUACACAAACUAAGAUCAUUGACAGUACGAGGUCUUCCUCGGAGACCUUCCUACUUCUAUCGUGAGUUCAUCGACAGAUUUCUAAAGGCAUUAGGAAGCGUGUGGAAGGACCUGCAAGAGUUAAAUUUGGAGGGAUGUAUCUACCAACAGAGUCUUGAUUUCCUCUCUUCUCUAUCUGAUCUUCGUUCUUUCUCAUUCGACGGAUUUUCCAGAACUUCGGAUACCGCCACUCUAUCUGUUCUAGCUGGUCUCCGACAUCUUACCAGCUUGACGAUAGUCUCUCAGCCGCAAUUUCCUACUCCAUCAGACUCACCAUACUUCGGUCAUGUUCCGUUGAAGCGGCAAUCCGUCACUAGCGAAAUUAUCAGCGCCACCCUGCAAUUGUCAUCAUUUGCAGUUACAGAACGACCACUGCAUAUCCCGUCACCAGCUAUGUUCUUCACGCCCGAAGUCUUCACAUCACUCCAGCAUCAUGCAACCCUACGCAAAUUCUCAACCUCUCUCACAUAUACUCCCAAUUCGGAGACCCUCGGAUCUCUGGCUGCAUUCCUCCAAAAGUCAUCGAUCACAAUGCUUGAACUAGACUGGCCGGACCUGACAGUGGAGACUCUACGCACAUAUACUAUCUUGUCAGAAAAGCUCAGGGAGAUGUGGGUCAGAGUUACCUCCAUCAGUGUAGCAAGCGGGAUCUUGGAACUGAUCAUUGCAAAGCGUGAGGGAGGAGACGCUACAGAGCUACGAACGGUUGUACUCAUGAGGGAUAACUGGGACGAUGGUGACAGUACGGGUACAAACCAAUCUCAUUCUGGACUUGGAGAAGAACGUGCCGAGCGGAUGGAAAGCGUUGCUCACAGCAAAUCAGAUAUACACAUCUCUCCUGCUACAUCUUCGGAUCCUGCACCUAUACUUAGUUGCCAAAUGGAGCAACUUCAGCUACUUGGGAUUAAACUGCUCUGGCAUACUGUAUCAGCGUGUCACACAUUUCCUAGGGCGAUUAUAUAGGACAAGGGACUAUUACAAGUUAACACAGUAUGUACUACUUACUUUGAUUGACAGCAUUGUUAAAGAAAAUGUAUAAAUUAAACCACUAUUGCGUAAAUCUGGUUUACUUAUGUAGCUUCAAAUAUAAAAGGCUACAAGAUGUUGUAUUAAAUGCCGUAAUAAAAAGUUGUUUCCUUUUGU
Molecule: messenger RNA, 1738 nt
Organism: Aaosphaeria arxii CBS 175.79
Lineage: Eukaryota; Fungi; Ascomycota; Dothideomycetes; Pleosporales
Exons: 3
Coding region: 173-1558 (461 amino acids)
Source: RefSeq, a predicted model, not a curated record